CGGUCUGGUAGCGGCCGAGGCGGUACCUGCGUGAGAAUAUAUACUUUUUAGAAGCAGAAGCAUCCCCUUUGCUGUAGUACCAGCCUGGCCAAUAAUCACUGAAUACAUGGAAAUAAAUGGCAUGAAAAUUUGAACAGAAAAAGUACAUAAAUGAAUUCAUAUUUCCAAAACUUUAAACCCAAGGAUUUACUCACUCCUAACUGCCUUCAUGGCUGCAUCACACACUUUACAGACAGUUGCAGCUCAUGUUCCCUUUGCGGAUUUAUGCUCAACUUUAGAACGAAUACAGAAAAGUAAAGGUCGUGAAGAAAAAAUCAGACACUUCAGGGAAUUUUUGGAUUCAUGGAGAAAAUUUCAUGAUGCCCUCCAUAAGAACAAAAAAGAUGUUACAGACUCUUUUUACCCAGCAAUGAGACUUAUUCUUCCUCAGCUAGAGAGAGAAAGAAUGGCGUAUGGAAUCAAAGAAACAAUGCUUGCUAAGCUUUAUAUUGAAUUGCUUAAUUUACCAAAAGAUGGGAAAGAUGCCCUCAAACUCCUGAAUUACAGAACACCCACUGGAGCUCGGAGCGAUGCUGGAGACUUUGCAAUGAUUGCGUACUUUGUACUAAAGCCAAGAUGCUUACAGAAAGGAAGUUUGACUAUACAGCAGGUAAAUGAACUUUUGGACUCUGUUGCCAGUAGUAAUUCUGACAAAAGGAAAGACUUAAUAAAAAAGAGUCUGCUUCAGCUGAUAACCCAGAGCUCAGCACUUGAGCAAAAGUGGCUCAUCCGAAUGAUUAUCAAGGACUUAAAGCUUGGUAUUAGUCAGCAAACUAUAUUUUCGGUUUUCCAUAAUGAUGCUGUUGAGUUGCACAAUGUGACCACAGAUCUGGAAAAAGUCUGUAGGCAACUGCAUGAUCCCUCAGUGGGGCUCAGUGAUAUUUCUAUCACUUUGUUUUCUGCCUUUAAACCAAUGCUAGCUGCCAUUGCGGACAUUGAACGCAUUGAGAAGGACAUGAAAAACCAGGGCUUCUACAUUGAGACAAAGCUGGAUGGAGAGCGUAUGCAGAUGCACAAAGAUGGAGAUGUGUACCAGUACUUCUCCCGAAAUGGGUUUGACUACACUCAGCAGUUUGGUGCUUCUUCGAGGGAAGGUUCUCUUACCCCUUUCAUUCAUGGUGCAUUCAGACCCGACAUACAAGUCUGUAUCCUUGAUGGUGAAAUGAUGGCCUACAACCCCAACACACAGACGUUUAUGCAGAAGGGAGUUAAGUUUGAUAUUAAAAGAAUGGUAGAAGAUUCUGACCUGCAAACUUGUUACUGUGUUUUUGAUGUAUUGAUGGUUAAUAAUAAAAAGCUAGGACGUGAGACCCUAAGAAAGAGGUAUGAGAUUCUUAGCAGUACUUUUAUACCAAUACAAGGAAGAAUAGAAAUAGUACAGAAAAGACAGGCUCAUACUAAGAAUGAAGUAGUUGAUGCAUUGAAUGAAGCAAUAGAUAAAAGAGAAGAGGGGAUCAUGAUCAAACACCCUCUGUCUAUUUAUAAGCCAGACAAAAGAGGUGAAGGAUGGUUGAAAAUUAAACCGGAAUAUAUCACAGGCCUAAUGGAUGAGUUGGACAUCUUAAUUGUGGGAGGCUACUGGGGAAAAGGUGCUCGGGGUGGAAUGAUGUCUCACUUUUUGUGCGCUGUGGCAGAGAAGCCCCCUCCUGGGGAGAAACCCUCCGUAUUUCACAGCCUCUGUCGUAUUGGCUCAGGGUACACCAUGAAAGAACUGUAUGAUCUGGGUCUGAAAUUGGCCAAACAUUGGAAGCCUUUCUCAAAGAAAACCCCACCAAGUAGCAUUUUAUGUGGCACAGAGAAGCCAGAAGUAUACAUUGAACCGUGUAAUUCUGUCAUCGUUCAGGUUAAGGCAGCAGAGAUUGUCCCCAGUGAAAUGUAUAAAACUGAUUGCACACUGCGUUUUCCCCGAAUUGAGAAGAUAAGAGAGGACAAAGAGUGGCACGAAUGCAUGACGCUGGAUGACUUAGAACAACUUAGAGGGAAAGCAUCCGGAAAGCUCGCGUCGAAACACCUCUAUGUAAAUGAAAAUGAUGAACCUCGAGAAAAAAAGCGGAAAGCUGCCCCAAAGAUGAAGAAGGUUAUUGGCAUUAUCGAACACUUAAAAGCACCCAACCUAUCUAAUGUAAGCAAAGUUUCUAAUGUAUUUGAAGAUGUUGAGUUUUGUGUUAUGAGCGGAACAGACCAACAUCCAAAGCCAGAGCUAGAGAGCAGAAUUGCAGAACUGGGCGGUUACAUAGUACAGAAUCCAGGACCAGACACUUACUGCGUAAUUGCAGGGUCUGAGAACAUCAGGGUGAAGAACAUUAUUUCUUCAGAUAAACAUGAUGUUGUCAAGCCUGUGUGGCUGUUGGAGUGUUUUAAGACCAAAAGCUGUGUCCCCUGGCAACCUCGCUUUAUGAUUCACAUGUGUCCCUCAACAAAACAGCAUUUUGCUCGUGAAUACGAUUGCUAUGGUGAUAGUUAUUUUGUUGAUACAGAUUUGAAUCAACUGCAGGAAGUGUUUUCAGGAAUAAAGAAUUCUAGUGAACAGACUCCAGAAGAAAUGACAUCUGUGAUCGCUGAUUUGGAAUACCGUUACUCAUGGGAUGGCUCUCCUAUUGCCAUGUUUCGGCACCACACUGUUUAUAUGGACUUGUAUGGGGUCAUUAAUGACUUGAAUACCAAAAUCAGGGGAACAAAAUUAGCCAUUACGGCCCUAGAACUUCAAUUUUAUGGGGCAAAAGUUGUUUCCUGUUUAGCUGAAGGGGUGUCUCUUGUGAUUGUUGGACAGGACCAAAGUCGUGUUGGAAAAUUUAAAGCUUUCAGAAGAACUUUUAAGAAAAAGUUUAAAAUCUUAAAAGAAAGUUGGGUAACUGAUUCAUUAGACCAGGGUGAAUUGCAAGAGGAAAAUCUGUAUUUGAUUUAGAGCUGGCUUCUGAGGAAAGCUUUGGAUCUGAGACUUUCCACAAGGGUGAAUGCAAAGCAUUAAGCAGUAUUUCAUUUUUGCCUUUGAAAAUCAUGACUUAAAAAGUGCUUUUACAUAUAAAGAAACAUUAAUUUCACCUUUUAAAACAGAAAAGGAACUGAAUGACCCAAAGCCUAGAGAUUCUCUUAGCAGUGUCAGUACUUAGGAUUUUUAUCCCAAAAAAAUGACAUAAUUUAAAGAAUCUAAACUUUUGACUCAGAUAUUUUAAAAAUUCAUUUAGAGGGUUUUAAUGUCAUUGAAAGUAUUGAGUUAAGCAAACUUUUUACUCAAUUAAAAUUUUUGAUAGAUUUUUGGCUAAUAAGAGUAUUAUACAAAAAUGGGCAUAAGACUUACAAUUGGGCCUGCAACAAUGUCUUUUUAUUUGAAGAUAAAUACCUCCUGUGAAUGGGAAAUGUUGAAAACAUUUAUAAAAUCAAAGACAAACACUAAUAAAUAAUUCUUGGUCAUAUUUUAUCUUAACUUGAAUGAGACAUAAUAGUUUAAAUACUUAAAACCCAACUGAUUUUUAAAAAUUAGAUCACAUUUAAUUCUUUUCCUAAAAUAGGAUAUCUUGGAGUGUUUUAUGUGAAUUUAUACUGCAUUAUGAAUAGUACUCAGAGUGAUUUUCCUUGAUACAAUCCAUUGAGUGGGUGUCAUAGUGACAUAAUCUUACUGGCUUUUAUGAAUAGGCUACUUAAUGUCGAUGUGUACAAUGUAUAGUGCAUCUUGAUUUGUGGAUUUGUGAAUCAAACUUGAGAUGCAGCAUAUGUUGAAAAUGUGCUUUCAUGCUAGCCCUCAAAGAGGGGAAUUUGGUAUCCGAGGUGCUUACUGUACAUAGAUUGUUUGCAAGUAAUUUGCAGUUUUAUUGGAAUAAUAGAAAGAUGUUUGCUAUAUUUAAAUAAAAUAUUUAAUAUAUUAUUAAAGUAA
Molecule: messenger RNA, 3910 nt
Organism: Dipodomys ordii (Ord's kangaroo rat)
Lineage: Eukaryota; Metazoa; Chordata; Mammalia; Rodentia; Heteromyidae
Gene: Lig4
Product: ligase IV, DNA, ATP-dependent
Exons: 3
Coding region: 209-2944 (911 amino acids)
Biological process (GO): immunoglobulin V(D)J recombination; DNA biosynthetic process; nucleotide-excision repair, DNA gap filling
Cellular component (GO): DNA ligase IV complex; DNA-dependent protein kinase-DNA ligase 4 complex
Molecular function (GO): DNA binding; DNA ligase (ATP) activity; ATP binding
Source: RefSeq, a predicted model, not a curated record